ACAUGACUCAGAGCGUCACAGGCGGAAGGUCACCGAGCGGAGGAACGGAGCGGAAGCGGGACUCGAAGCCUGUCCGCCAUUGUGGAACAUGGCAAGGCAUAUUCCCGUAAAACGCUCGUCACUUUCACGCUGACUCGCUCGCCCACAUCUCCUCCGUAGGCGACAUUUGGAGAAAGAGGCCAUUUUUCCCAGGAAGGCGUCGUCGUGUGUUUUCCGGACUCGAGAGGAGAACCGCCGCUCGCGGAGGGAUCGUCCAGGCACCCGGAGAGCAGCGGCAGGAGAGCGGCUCAGAGCACAGAGAGAAACCGACGGAGAGGGCGCCGCCGACGGACAGUGUGCCGAGCAGCCCCGCUUCCUGGAGGAUGUCUGCCACCACAGUGGACCAGAGACCUAAAGGACAGGGAAAUAAAGUGCAAAACGGAUCAAUGCAUCAAAAGGAUGGAGUGAACGAUGAUGACUUUGAGCCUUACAUAAGCAGCCAGACAAAUCAGAGCAACAGCUACCCACCCAUGUCCGACCCCUACAUGCCCAGCUACUACACCCCAUCCAUCGGCUUCCCCUACUCCCUGGGAGAGGCUGCCUGGUCCACCGGAGGAGACCCCCCCAUGCCUUACCUAACCACCUACGGACAGAUGAGCAACGGCGAGCCGCACUUCAUCCCCGACGGCGUGUUCAGUCAGCCGGGCGCCCUGGGAAACACGCCGCCCUUUCUCGGCCAACACGGUUUCAACUUCUUCCCCGGCAACGCAGACUUUUCCACCUGGGGGACCAGCGUGUCCCAGGGUCAGUCCACGCAGAGCUCGGUCUACAGUAACAGUUACGGCUACGCGCCCAGCUCGCUGGGGCGGGCCAUCGCGGACGGACAGGCCGGCUUCGGCAGCGACACCCAGCUCAGCAAAGUACCGGUGUUGAACAGCAUCGAGCAAGGCAUGGCGGGCCUGAAACUGGGCACGGACAUGGUGGCAGCCGUCACCAAGACCGUGGGCUCGCCCUUAGGGGCCACCCCAGGUAUGAGCAGUAUGGCCGCCAAUAGCCUUCCGCCUUCUGUGAGCUCGUCUGUUGCGAAACCCUCCUCCUGGGCCGCCAUCGCCAAGAAGCCGGCCAAGCUGCAGGUCAAGGCCAAGCCCAAGGCCAACAUGGCGAUGGUGGGCGGCGCCGCCAUCCCUCCGCCCCCCAUAAAGCACAAUAUGAACAUCGGCACCUGGGAUGAUAAGGGCUCUCUGAGCAAGCCCCCAUUGGCUCAGACGAUGAUGGCCACGCCCCCUCUGGUGCAGCAGCCUCUUCUCGCUCAGCCCCCGGCCUUACUGCAGAACCCCCUGUCCCACCAGCCUCAGCACCAACACCAGCCCUUCCACCUCCAGUCCCUCCAGUCCCCGCAGCACCCUCAGUCCCUCCCUCCCGGACCCCCGCACCUGCACCUCUCCUCCCACCCCGGCCCCCCGCCAGCCCUCCAUCAGCCGCCGCCGGGCCCGCCUCCCAACCGCUGGGUGGCACCCAGGAACCGGGGCGACGUCUUCGGCCUGGGCAUGGGCGUGCCCAUGAACGCGUCGCUGUGCUCUGGAGAGGCGCACCCCGUGCUGGAGAAGCUGCGCGCCCUCAACAACUACAACCCCAAAGAGUUUGAGUGGAACUUGAAAAACGGCCGCGUUUUCAUCAUCAAGAGCUACUCGGAAGACGACAUCCACCGCUCCAUCAAGUACUCCAUCUGGUGCAGCACAGAACACGGCAACAAGCGGCUGGACGGCGCCUACCGCUCGCUGGGCGGCAAGGGGCCCCUCUUCCUGCUCUUCAGCGUCAACGGCAGCGGCCACUUCUGUGGCGUGGCCGAGAUGCGCUCGCUGGUGGACUACAACGCCUACGCCGGCGUCUGGUCUCAGGACAAGUGGAAGGGCAAGUUCGAGGUGAAGUGGGUCUUCAUCAAGGACGUGCCCAACAACCAGCUGCGGCACAUCCGGCUGGAGAACAAUGACAACAAGCCAGUGACCAACUCCAGGGACACGCAGGAAGUGCCUCUGGAGAAGGCCAAGCAAGUGCUGAAAAUCAUUGCCGCUUACAAGCACACCACCUCCAUCUUUGACGACUUUGCACAUUACGAGAAACGCCAGGAGGAGGAGGAGGCUUUGAGGAAGGUGAGAUGGAAGCACGAGCCGCUAGGGCUUUCCUAAAUAUCCCGUUUGCGUGUGGACCGGUAGAAAUGUACAAAGUAUUUAACCCCAUUUGACAACACCACAUGGAGUUCUUGAUUGACGGGUGUUCCUUGAUUAUGUGCGGCGGCAGAUGCUAACACACGCGGCGAUAGCGGAUGAUUGAUAUCGGCACGUUAAAAAAGCAACAUUGCAUAAUGAAUGAAUAAGUAGAGGAUGUAUGAACACCAAGUUGUGUACCCCCUUUGUUUGCCAUCUGUGGCUCCAACUGGGUCAAAGGUCAUUGAAACACUAACAAAAAAAAUGUGAGGGGAGUGAAUAAAAUCAACCUUUAAUCCAA
Messenger RNA from Doryrhamphus excisus (bluestripe pipefish), 2484 nucleotides. RefSeq names its product YTH N6-methyladenosine RNA binding protein F3 (gene ythdf3). Gene Ontology annotation, molecular function: mRNA binding; N6-methyladenosine-containing RNA reader activity. Gene Ontology annotation, cellular component: cytoplasm. The record is from RefSeq and is a predicted model, not a curated record. NCBI's taxonomy places the organism in Eukaryota, Metazoa, Chordata, Actinopteri, Syngnathiformes, Syngnathidae. Gene Ontology annotation, biological process: mRNA destabilization.